ACAUCCACUGACCUACUUUGAGCUUCUGCAGAAGACCAAAGACAGGUGCCACCAUGGUAAAGUUUCUGCUGCUGGCUUUGGCAUUUGGACUGGCUCAUGCUCAUGCGGAGGUUGAUGGAAAAUGGGAAACAGUUGCCAUCGCUGCUGACAAUGUUGACAAGAUAGAAGUGGAAAGACCUCUGAGACUCUACCUUCGUGAACUUACUUGUAAUGAGGAAUGUAGUGAAAUGGGAGUCACAUUUUAUGUCAAGAAAAGGAAUACCCAACAGACUGUUCACACAAGUUUUGACAAAAAAAAUUCAGAGAAAAGGGAAAGUGUCUAUGAAGGUGACAACAAAUAUGAACUUGUGUAUUUAACAGAAGAGCAUGCAGUCUUUACCAGUAAGAAUGUGGAUAGAGCCGGCACAGAAACAAACUUGAUUUUUGUUCUUGGAAAAGGUGGGGCUUUAAAUGAAGAAGAACAUGAAAAACUUGUGAAAUUUGCUGAGGAUAAGAACAUUCCAACAGAAAACAUUCGAAAUGUUCUGGCUACAGAUACUUGUCCCAAGUAAAGACCUUCUGUAGAGGACAACCGGAUGACAGUUAUGGUCAUAUCCUCUUGACCACGGAAUCAGUAUCACAUAUAAAUCACCAUUUCUUUCUGAAUGAAUUGUCCCCUCUCCUGUGAAGUCAGCAUACCACAUAUCGAAUUCCUGACUUAUCUCUCCUUUCCAUUCUCAUGAUCUAUGAGCUGUUCCUACUUUUCUGAAUGAUUAAAUAAAGCAUUUCAAGAAGCAAUAAA
Molecule: messenger RNA, 781 nt
Organism: Peromyscus maniculatus bairdii (prairie deer mouse)
Lineage: Eukaryota; Metazoa; Chordata; Mammalia; Rodentia; Cricetidae
Source: RefSeq, a predicted model, not a curated record